AUGGAUACUUCUCCCUCCAAAAAAUAUCCAGUUAAAAAACGGGUGAAAAUACAUCCAAAUACAGUAAUGGUGAAAUAUACAUCUCAUUAUCCUCAGCCUGGGGAUGGUGGAUAUGAAGAAAUCAAUGAAGACUAUGGAAGUUUUAUGGAAGAAAAUCCAAAGAAAGGCCUGCUCAGUGAAAUGAAAAGAAAAGGAAGAACCUUCUUUGGAACCAUGGAUACCUGCCCUCCAACAGAAGACCCAGUGACCAAUGAGAUUGGACAGUUCCAAAGCUUUGCAGAAAAAAAUAUUUUUCAAUCCAGAAAAAUGUGGAUAGUGCUGUUUGGAUCUGCUUUGGCUCAUGGAUGUGUAGCUCUUAUCACUAGGCUUGUUUCUGAUCGUUCCAAAGUUCCAUCUCUAGAACUGAUUUUUAUCCGUUCUGUUUUGCAGGUCUUAUCUGUGUUAGUUGUGUGUUACUACCAGGAAGCACCCUUUGGACCAAGUGGAUACAGACUGCGACUUUUCUUUUAUGGUGUAUGCAAUGUCAUCUCUAUCACCUGUGCUUAUACAUCAUUUUCAAUAGUUCCUCCCAGCAAUGGGACCACUAUGUGGAGAGCCACAACCACUGUCUUCAGUGCCAUUUUGGCUUUUUUACUUGUAGAUGAGAAAAUGGCUUAUGUUGACAUGGCUACAGUUGUUUGCAGCAUCUUAGGUGUUUGUCUUGUCAUGAUCCCCAACAUUGUUGAUGAAGAUAAUUCUUUGUUAAAUGCCUGGAAAGAAGCCUUUGGGUACACUAUGACUGUGAUGGCUGGACUAACCACUGCUCUUUCCAUGAUAGUAUACAGAUCCAUUAAAGAGAAGAUCAGCAUGUGGACUGCACUGUUUACAUUUGGUUGGACUGGAACAGUCUGGGGAAUAUCUACUAUGUUUGUUCUUCAAGAACCCAUCAUCCCAUUAGAUGGAGAAACCUGGAGUUAUCUAAUUGCUAUAUGCAUUUGUUCUACUGCAGCCUUCUUGGGAGUUUAUUAUGCCUUAGACAAAUUCCAUCCAGCUUUGGUCAGCACAGUACAACAUCUGGAGAUUGUGGUAGCAAUGGUGUUGCAGCUUCUAGUGUUACAUAUAUUUCCUAGUGUCUAUGAUGUCUUUGGAGGGGUAAUCAUUAUGAUUAGUGUUUUUGUCCUUGCUGGCUAUAAACUUUACUGGAGGAAUUUAAGAAGGCAGGAUUAUCAGGAAAUACUAGACUCUCCCAUUAAAUGA
Budorcas taxicolor (takin) is the source of this 1236-nucleotide messenger RNA. It is a transcript of the gene SLC35G2, whose product is annotated as solute carrier family 35 member G2. The transcript has a single exon. Lineage: Eukaryota; Metazoa; Chordata; Mammalia; Artiodactyla; Bovidae. Gene Ontology annotation, cellular component: plasma membrane. The record is from RefSeq and is a predicted model, not a curated record. The coding region runs from base 1 to 1236 and encodes 411 amino acids.